AAUUACGGAAAAAUUAUUUCCUAACGUUCUAUAUCUAUAUAGGGCUCUAAGGGAUUUUCCGGUGUUUGGCUAGGCCGAGGCGCAAUCGUGAUUUAUCUUUACGGAAGAUACUAGUCGUUGUAGAUCAGGGCCCGGGCUCCAAGGCACAUGGCGCCCCGUGGCCAAGACAUUUCAGCAGCAUCGCUAAGCGACUUUGAGGUCGGUGUAACUCUUGGCACCGGCUCCUUCGGGCGUGUACGAUUUGCCACUCACAAGGUAGUUUGAGCACGUUAACUACGACGUGAGAUUGAAAUAGGAUACAACAACUCCAUGGGCUGUAAAAGUUCUGAAGAAGAGCGAACUGGUUCGCUUACAGCAGGUCAAGUCGCUUACUAUCUGCUAUUCAUAUCAGUUAUACAUGCAUGCAGGUGGAGCAUGUCAUUUCGGAGAAAACAAUUCUCGAUCAAUGCAAGCACCCAUUUAUUGUGCAUCUCGCUUGCACAUUUCAAGGUGAAUUUAACUAUUUUGGGAAGUUGAUUGAUCUAAUAAUUAUUCACAGAUAAGUGGUACUUGUAUAUGGUGCUUGAGUAUGUCGUCGGAGGGGAAUUCUUUACUCACCUCCGUAACGCUGGACGUCUUGACAUAAUUUCUACAAAGUUCUACUCUGCUCAAGUCACGCUUAUCUUUGAGUAUCUGCAUGCUCGCGAUUUCAUUUACCGGGAUCUUAAGCCGGAAAAUCUCCUGCUUGACAAGGACGGUUAUGUGAAGAUUACAGACUUUGGUUUCGCCAAGAGAGUCAUAUAUAAGACGCUAGAGCCCGUGUAGUUUGAAGCGCAUUAUGUCUCCAAUUUUCUCUUGUAAAACUUUGAUGCAGGUAUACUCUUUGUGGAACCCCCGAAUACAUUGCGCCAGAAGUUCUACUGAAUAAAGGGCAUGGCAGGGGUGUCGAUUGGUGGACGCUGGGGAUUUUAGUGUACGAAAUGAUGGUAGGGCAGCCCCCUUUUAUUGACGAAGAUCCAAUGGGCAUAUAUCAGCAAAUUCUAAUUGGAAAAGUGAGCUUUCCGCGCUUCAUUGAACGCAACGCUAGGUCUUUGAUCAAAAAGUUGCUGGUUGCAGAUUUAACGAAGCGCUACGGCUGUCUCAAAGGGGGCGCGUUGGAUGUCAAUAAGCAUAGAUUUUUCCAAGGCGUAACUUUCAAUGACAUACUCGCAAAGAAGGCCACUGGACCUGUUAUUCCCCUCGUCAAGGAUCAAUUUGAUACUUCCAAUUAUGAAGCUUACCCUGACUCUAUUGAAGAGGCACCAAUCUCUGUUUGCACCAGCGGCGCCGAUUUGUUUGCAUCCUUCUAGCACUGGCAUGGAACUACUUACUGAUCAAAGUUUUGGUUCUUUUACACUAAGUAUGUGCUGAGGAUGACCACAUCGUGCUUGAGUCCCUAAGGCUCAGGGAGGACCCAGGUACUAGAAGUACACUAGUUUGUCCCUCCCAGGCCCAAAGCUCUCAGGUUGACAAUGGCCCGGGGGUCAUGGUCACAUGGCGGUCACAAAUACUCGCACGAAGACGCCCGCGAGCUAACGGGGAUGUGCACUUGCAACUGGGGCAGCCGCCUUGCAAGAGCGAGAAACGGAGCGAAAUGCUCUGAGUACUUUAAAAAUAGCAAUGUGGCUUCAGCAAACUGAAGGGCCCGGCUAGUAAUCGGGGGCUGUAGCGCCUCCCAAUCAAUAGUCUAAGGGGCCCGGGGAACUCAGGCUUACUGCGAAUCAUCCUUCGGGUGCCCGGGGUGCUU
This is a messenger RNA of Pelagomonas calceolata, 1765 nucleotides long. The record is from the annotation of a GenBank genome assembly. NCBI's taxonomy places the organism in Eukaryota, Pelagophyceae, Pelagomonadales, Pelagomonadaceae.